AUGGCUAGUCCUAUCGCCAGCACCUCGAGGACCACCCUCGGCAGUCUGUUGAGAAGCUCUGUCUCUUCAAGCAAGACUGCCGCUUCUCGCUCCACCGUUCUUGCUCGUGGCCUCUCGACCGCAGCUCAGCAGAGCUCUCCUGUCGAGGAUGCUGCCACUGCUGCUACUGUAGCAGCCGCCGCCACCGCCCAGCCCACCACCGAAGCCAACACUGCCACCACCGACGAUGUCCUCGAGAGGCGUCGACUGAGGCGCACCGUCAUGAACCAGCUCUCCGAUCUAGGCAGCACUCAGACUCGCGCCAACUCAUUCCGCCCACACAAGCAGCGUCUCAACCCGAUAGACGCACACAAGCUCACGCUCAGCCACCUCGUCGCCUCCACCGCCCAAGUAGGCCACUCGCUGUCGUCGCUCAAAGCGGCCAACCAGCCGUACAUCUACGGUCAGCGCCACGGCGUAGCCAUCUUCGACCUGGAGCGUGCGACGCUUCCUGCGCUGCGUCGUGCCGCUUCUGUUGUCAAAGCGGUAGCGGAGCGCGAUGGUGUGAUCCUGUUCGUGGGGACGCGGGCCGGCCAGCAGGCGGCUGUUCUUGCUGCGACCAAGCGCUUGAGUGGGAAUGGGUUCCAUGUGACGGCGGAGAGGUGGAUGCCCGGUGUGAUCACCAACGCGCCCAAGCUGCUCGCGUCGGCGAUCCUCAAGUCCUUGGACGACAUUGAUCCGUCCGGUAGCGGCAACACGAACCGAUUGGCUUCGCAGACGCUGCAGCCGGACCUCGUCAUCGUGCUGAACCCCGUCGAAAACUCAUUCGCGAUUCGGGAGGCCACGCAGGCCAACAUCCCCACCAUCGCAAUCACCGAUUCGGAUGUCGACCCGAGGUCCGUCACGUAUCCAAUCCCGGCCAACGACGACUCGAUCCGCAGCGUCGAGCUCAUCAUCGGUGUGCUGUCCAAGGCGGGAGAGGAGGGAUUGAGGGUCAGGGCCAAGAAGCUCGAUGAGGCCGACAAGCUCGAACGCAAAGUCAGCAGGACGCUCCAGAUGCGCGUUGAAGGGGCCAACUUUGACCCGCGUUCUCGAUCCGCCUCCCGAAGGCCCGUUGGCGAAACAACGGAGGAGGACGCCUAA
Molecule: messenger RNA, 1122 nt
Organism: Sporisorium graminicola
Lineage: Eukaryota; Fungi; Basidiomycota; Ustilaginomycetes; Ustilaginales; Ustilaginaceae
Exons: 1
Coding region: 1-1122 (373 amino acids)
Biological process (GO): translation
Cellular component (GO): ribosome; mitochondrial small ribosomal subunit
Molecular function (GO): structural constituent of ribosome
Source: RefSeq, a predicted model, not a curated record